This is a messenger RNA of Dictyostelium discoideum AX4, 1119 nucleotides long. RefSeq lists its product as hypothetical. The record is from RefSeq and is a predicted model, not a curated record. The transcript has a single exon. NCBI's taxonomy places the organism in Eukaryota, Evosea, Eumycetozoa, Dictyosteliales, Dictyosteliaceae. Bases 1 to 1119 code for a protein of 372 amino acids.
AUGCAAUUUAUAAAAUCAAGUAUUGCAUAUUCAUUUGCAAGUUAUUCUAAAAAUUUUAUUAAUAAAAAUUUUAGUUAUUUAUGUAUUGAACCAAAUAAAUAUGAUGAAAAAUUUUCAUUACAAGAAUUAAAAGAAAUUUAUGAAUCAUUAACUAUUGAUGAAAAAUAUAAAGUUGAAACCAUUUAUUGGGAAUUAUGUAAAAAACAAGAUUCAAGAAUUGAUGGAUUAUUUUAUGGUAAAAAUCAUUUAUUUGAAAAUUUAAAAUUUACAAUAAGAUCAUUACAUAGAUGUAAUCAUUUAAAUGAUUUAGAAAAUAAUAAUAAUGAAUUAAUUAAAAUUGAAUUUACAAAUAGAUUUAAAAGAAAUAAAACUACAAAUUCAACACAGUAUUAUAGUUUAGGUGAAAAGAUUGGUAAAGAUUAUGAAAUGGGACAAAUUGGAUAUGUUAACGGUAUGGGUAAUUCAAUAGGUUGGGCAGGUACAGAUGCAUCUAAAAUUUCAGAAUCAAUGGUAGAAGGUAUGAAUUUACACUGUGUUUAUUUACCAUCUUAUCAAAUUUCACCAGAUGAUUAUUCACCUUCACCAAAUGAUACAAUUGGUUUCUGUAUGGAUACAAUUAGACAUUUAACUAUAAAUGGUGGUGAAUUUUCAAAAACUUCAAUCCUAAUAGCUCAAUUAUGGAUUGAUUAUCUAUUUGAUAAUCCUAAUAAAUCAUUUUUACAAAUUUGUGCUUCUGAUGGUGGUACAUUCGUUACAAAUGCUAUUAAAAUCAUUAUUAAAUAUUCACCAAAUCUAUUAUCAAGAAUUUCAUUUCUAUAUUUAGCUCCAGGUUGCAUUUUAAUACCAAAUGAUUUUAAUAAUAAUAAUAAUGAUAAUGAUAAUAUUGAAAUUUUAAAAUCAAAACAAGUUUUAAAUUUUAUAAAAUUAGAAGAUACUUUAAUUUCAAAAUUUGCAACAGGUGCAAAUCAUUUAAAUAAUAGUAAAUCAAUGGAAAAUAUUAUAAUUGUACCUCAUAUUAAUAAAAAUGAUCAUCCUCAUAAUUUUUUAAAUAAUGAUUAUAUAAAUUCGGUUUUACCAUUUAUUAAGAAUUGGAAAGAAACUGGAAAAUUAAUUUUAUAA